Messenger RNA from Aspergillus niger, 522 nucleotides. RefSeq lists its product as uncharacterized. The coding region runs from base 1 to 522 and encodes 173 amino acids. The record is from RefSeq and is a predicted model, not a curated record. The transcript has 2 exons. Lineage: Eukaryota; Fungi; Ascomycota; Eurotiomycetes; Eurotiales; Aspergillaceae.
AUGCCUGCCAAUACACGCAUUCAGUCUUCGGCUUCAAAGCUUCAUAAUCUGCUCGUGCCCCGGCCUCCAACUCCGUGUCUGCUUCCACUGCGCUCUAUCUGGCAGCCGGCUGCGAUCCAUACCCCAAGAAGCGUGCAAGCACGCCUAAACAGCGGCCUAGGCAAAGACUGGAAGGGUACUGGGGCGGAGGAUCAUGCAGUUGAUCGAACACAGAAGAAUGAUACCACGGACCCAACAACAGAUGCAUCAGCUUCUGUUAUGCAGGACAGGAAGGAGGGCGAGGGUAACGACGCAAAACCUCAGGGAGCAACAGAAAAGGGAGGAAGCCAGCAUGGGAAGAAGGCGAAGCAGGAACAUCCGAAGGCACCGGAGCCGAUCAUUGGGAUGAACGAUGAGAGAGGUCAUGUCAGUUUCUUGAGACAAGAACGGCUAACUGGUUCUGCUCUGAUAGAAGGGUCACUAAGCCCAGGGUUAUUCAUUGGUAAUCGAAAAGCUCAAAGCGGUCUAUAUGGGAUUGAAUGA